AUGGGCUCCCUUCCUGAGAAAGACUUCCCCCAAGUCCACCGCUUCAUCACGACCCACAAGGAGGACGGAACCCCCACCUUCGAGACCAAAGUCCCCGAGCCAAUCGAAUGGGAACGCACCAACAUCGGCGUCGAUUUCUUCCUCGCCUACACGCUCAGCAGCUUUCCCGCUCCCCUCAGCCACGAUGCCGACCUGAACCAAUACAAAGAACACCUCGUCAACCACCCUCCCUUCAUGAUCCCCGGCGGCGCGUCGUGCGCUACGUCGACUACCACCCAGGCUGGCGAGCUCGAGCUCGAGGUGGAGGGCGGCGAGAAGCGUUUGAUGAAGAGGGGCGAUGUUGCCGUGCAGAGAGGUACCAACCACUGCUGGCGCAACCCGAGCAAGACCCAGUUUGCGCGCGCCUUGUAUAUUGCCAUGGAUGCCAAGCCGGUCAUUGUCAAUGGCCAAGCAUUGGGCGAGUCCUUGGGUGAGGUGAAGCACUGA
Molecule: messenger RNA, 486 nt
Organism: Aspergillus nomiae NRRL 13137
Lineage: Eukaryota; Fungi; Ascomycota; Eurotiomycetes; Eurotiales; Aspergillaceae
Product: cupin domain protein
Exons: 2
Coding region: 1-486 (161 amino acids)
Source: RefSeq, a predicted model, not a curated record